UGACGGGCAGGGGGCGGGCCUUGGCCGAGGUCUUACGGCGACUGCGCAGACGGGAGCCCGACUGGAACAUGGCGACUUGCGCUGAAAUCCUACGGAGCGAGUUCCCCGAAAUUGACGGACAGGUCUUCGACUACGUGACGGGCGUCUUGCACAGCGGCAGUGCGGACUUCGAGUCUGUGGAUGACCUGGUGGAAGCUGUGGGGGAACUGUUGCAAGAGGUGUCCGGGGACAGCAAGGAUGACGCGGGCAUCAGGGCCGUGUGCCAGCGCAUGUACAACACUCUGCGCCUGACUGAGCCACAGACCCAGGGAAACAGCCAGGUGCUACUAGACGCCCCCAUCCAGUUGUCAAAGAUAACAGAGAACUACGACUGUGGCACCAAACUUCCAGGCCUGCUAAAGAGGGAACAGUCCUCGACAGUGAAUGCAAAGAAGCUAGAGAAAGCUGAGGCUCGACUGAAGGCAAAGCAGGAGAAGCGCUCAGAGAAGGACACACUCAAGACCAGCAGCCCUCUAGUUUUGGAAGAGGCAUCAGCCAGCCAGGCAGGCAGCAGAAAGGAGAGUCGGUUGGAAUCAUCUGGCAAGAACAAAUCCUACGAUGUGCGAAUUGAGAACUUUGAUGUGUCUUUUGGCGAUAGGGUACUGCUGGCUGGAGCAGAUGUGAACCUGGCAUGGGGCCGCCGCUAUGGGCUGGUGGGUCGGAAUGGACUAGGGAAGACGACGCUGCUGAAGAUGUUGGCCACCCGGAGCCUGCGGGUUCCAGCCCACAUUUCCCUGCUGCACGUGGAGCAGGAGGUUGCUGGAGACGACACCCCUGCCCUGCAGAGCGUGCUGGAGAGUGACACUGUGAGAGAAGAUCUCCUGCAUCGGGAGCGGGAGCUCAGCACCCAGAUUGCUGCUGGCAGGGCCGAGGGCUCAGAAGCUGCACAGCUGGCAGAAAUCUAUGCCAAGUUGGAGGAGAUUGAGGCUGACAAAGCACCUGCCAGAGCAUCAGUCAUUCUUGCUGGGCUUGGCUUUACCCCGAAAAUGCAGCAGCAGCCCACCCGGGAGUUCUCAGGUGGCUGGAGGAUGAGACUGGCCCUCGCCCGGGCUCUGUUUGCUAGGCCAGAUCUGCUGCUGUUAGAUGAACCCACAAACAUGCUGGAUGUAAGGGCCAUCCUGUGGCUGGAGAAUUACCUGCAGACGUGGCCCUCCACAAUCCUGGUCGUCUCCCACGACCGCAACUUCCUGAAUGCCAUAGCCACAGACAUCAUCCACCUGCACAGCCAGCGGCUGGAUGGUUACCGGGGAGACUUUGAGACUUUCAUCAAGAGCAAGCAGGAGCGGCUGCUCAAUCAGCAGCGUGAAUAUGAGGCCCAGCAGCAAUAUCGCCAGCAUAUCCAGGUUUUCAUUGACCGGUUUCGCUACAAUGCCAACAGAGCCUCUCAAGUGCAGAGUAAACUCAAGAUGCUGGAGAAGCUACCAGAGCUGAAACCCGUGGACAAGGAGUUGGAGGUAGUGAUGAAGUUCCCCGAUGGGUUUGAGAAAUUCUCACCACCAAUUCUGCAGCUAGAUGAGGUGGAUUUCUACUACGACCCAAAGCAUGUCAUCUUCAGCCGUCUCUCCGUCUCUGCUGAUCUUGAGUCCCGCAUCUGUGUGGUUGGGGAGAAUGGGGCUGGGAAGUCUACCAUGUUGAAGCUCCUUAUGGGGGAUCUGGCACCUGUUCGGGGCAUCAGACAUGCUCACAGGAAUCUGAAGAUUGGCUAUUUCAGCCAGCACCAUGUGGAGCAGCUGGACCUGAACGUCAGUGCUGUGGAACUGCUGGCACGCAAGUUCCCCGGACGGCCUGAGGAGGAAUACCGUCACCAGCUGGGCCGGUAUGGCAUCUCUGGAGAACUGGCCGUGCGCCCUGUUGCCAGCUUGUCUGGGGGCCAGAAGAGCCGGGUGGCCUUUGCUCAGAUGACCAUGCCCUGCCCCAACUUCUACAUUCUGGAUGAACCCACAAACCACCUGGACAUGGAGACCAUUGAGGCUCUGGGCCGCGCUCUCAACAAUUUCAGGGUUGGGUUUCCUGGGGAGCAGCUUGAAGAGGAGAUUGGUAUGUUUACUGGGGGGAGGUGAUCCAGAUUGAGCAGAGGGUGAAGUUGAGUACUGAUGCAGGCCCAAUGAAGGCCUCAGCCAACCCCACAUUCUGGAGCUGGCAGGGAUCUUCUGAGUUGAGGCAAUGGGUCCGGCCUUAUUCCACUGAGUUGAACAGUCUCUGGAUGCUGGCUGCCACCAGAAGGAGCUGUGAGGACAUUGGGAGAGGAAGUUUCCUUCAGCUGAGGCAGUUACCCCUAAGUGGUGACAGCUGAGGACCUGCUGCCAUCAGUCAGUGCUCAGCAGCUAGCGCGGCAAGUCCUUCAUUCCCGACAGCUCAUCGCAGCAACCACUACUGUGCCUGGCACAUAAAGAGCUGCUCAGUAAAAAUGCUUGAGAAGUGAAUAUUUGGGGGAAAUUAUUUGAGAAAAAGUAGGGAAUGACAUUGGAGAAGGAAAGCACAGAGGUCAGGAGACAAGCAGGCCAUGACCGAGACCCAGCCCUAAGGAUAUGGGGUCAGAGCAGCAGAGGUGGAGGUGCAAAGCUUUGGGACGUAAGAGACAGAUUAGGGCUUCCCUGGUGACGCAGUGGUUGAGAAUCUGCCUACUAAUGCAGGGGACACGGGUUCGAGCCCUAGUCUGGGAAGAUCCCACAUGCCGCAGAGCAACUAAGCCCGUGAGCCACAACUACUGAGCCUGCGCAUCUGGAGCCUGUGCCCCGCAACAAGAGAGGCCACGACAGUGAGAGGCCCGCGCACCGCGAUGAAGAGUGGCCCCCGCUCGCCGCAACUGGAGAAAGCCCUCGCACAGAAACAAA
Molecule: messenger RNA, 2873 nt
Organism: Kogia breviceps (pygmy sperm whale)
Lineage: Eukaryota; Metazoa; Chordata; Mammalia; Artiodactyla; Physeteridae
Source: RefSeq, a predicted model, not a curated record